GCUUUCACAUUCAAAGGACAUAUUGUACAGUAAUGCGAUCAAUUCUUUGGUUUCUCUAUUUCCUGCUUGCGUUUGUGUCUACUUCAAGUUAUAACAAUAUUUCUGCGUGUUAUGCUUUAUUGUCUGUUUAAAAACAUCUCAGAAUGUAGAAGCAUAAAGAGUUUGGCCUAAGUAAACACCACCAAGGCUCUGUCUUUGUGUCCGAUCAGAUGCAUUUCAGAACACGUUACCCCGACUAAAUGUCCUCCAGACUCACAUUUGUGAGCUGAUCAGAAAGAAGCCUUGUAUCCGUCUUUUCACGCUUGACAUUAAAGGGCCCAGCAAUUAAUUAUCUUGCACUGGGGCUACACCACCGAUUGCCUUGGUGGCACGAGAGGUAAUCGAGGGCCUAAGGUUCAAAGCAAAAUGGCAAAAAUAUAAGGAAAUAAUUGCUGGACUGCAAGAAUAUGAUGAACAACUGCAGAACCUGAAUAAACAAGUAUCAGAGCAAACAAUCAAGGAUGCAUUUAUGUCUGACUUCCCUUGCCCACCAUCAAAAUCUACAGAGAAACCAAAAUCAGUCCAUCAAUUGCGACCAGGUGAUAUUAAUGUUAUUGCUGCUAUGGGAGAUUCAUUAACAGCAGCAAAUGGAGCAGAAGCUAGUACAUUAAUUGGUGUAUUAACUGAAUUUAGAGGCAUAUCAUGGUCGAUUGGUGGUGAUGAUGAUAUAACUGAAGUUCACAGUUUACCAAAUGUUUUUAAAUACUACAACCCAUUAAUAUAUGGUUUUUCAACUGGAACUGGCACUGAAAAUCGAGCAAAUUCCAAAUUCAAUGUGGCUGUACCAGCGUCCAUAUCAGAAGAUAUGCCAUUGCAGGCUGAAGAACUUAUUCAGAGAAUGAGAGAAGAUCCGAACACCGACUUCUAUAAUGAUUGGAAAAUCAUCACAAUAUUCAUUGGGGCAAAUGACCUCUCUGGGUGGUGUGAUAAUGAAGAGCGUUUCACAGCUGAGAAGUAUGAAGCCAAUAUACGAGAUGCCUUAGAUAUUUUACACAGUAAUGUACCUCGUGCCCUUGUUAAUGUGGUUGGAAUUAUUGAUAUCACCCAGUUAGCUAAGUUGAAAGGAGUCAUUUGCAGUGUUGUGCACCUUGCGGUCUGUCCAUGUGCUGUGUAUGGGGAGCGGAUUGAACAACUGUCAGAUUUAUCCCACCAAUACCAACAAAUGAUUGAGAAACUUAUUCUGAGUGGUCGCUAUGACACCAAGGAAGAUUUUACAGUUGUCUUGCAGCCAUUUCUACAGCAGUCUAAAGUACCUGUUGAUAAGGAUGGGAAUGGUGACCUGACCUAUUUUGCUCCAGACUGCUUUCAUUUUAGUUUAAAGAGUCAUGCUGCUGGUUCUGUUGGCUUAUGGAAUAAUAUGAUACAACCAGUAGGAAGUAAGUCAGAUGUCUGGGUUGUAGGUGAAGAUUAUCAGUGUCCAUCAGAGAUUUUUCCAUACUUGUAUACAAAUCUCAACAGCGAGCCAGACUGGGAGCCAUUGUAUCCAGAACGAUCGGAAAAUUACCUUGCGGAAUCAAACUCCGGGAAAAAUGGAAUGUCCGGGGUGCAUAUUGUAAUUGCGGCAAUGUUGUCAAUGAUUGGAGUGAUUCUUAUUCUGCUAGUUGUCUUCAUGCGAGUUAAAGUGCAACGUCUCCAAUACCAUGCUAUUUGAUUUAUAAGUGUUUUGGUAUUGGGUGUGUGUGUGGGUGUGUGUGUGUGUGUGUGUGUAGGAGGGUGUGUAAUAUUAUGUAUGUGUCUGUGUUGUACAUGAAUUUCAGAAUUAUAAAGAUGCAAUAG
This is a messenger RNA of Anneissia japonica, 1815 nucleotides long. RefSeq names its product phospholipase B1, membrane-associated-like. The record is from RefSeq and is a predicted model, not a curated record. The transcript has 14 exons. Gene Ontology annotation, molecular function: glycerophospholipase activity. The coding region runs from base 509 to 1690 and encodes 393 amino acids. Lineage: Eukaryota; Metazoa; Echinodermata; Crinoidea; Comatulida; Comatulidae. Gene Ontology annotation, biological process: phospholipid metabolic process.